AUGGAGGUGUGCAAGCUGGAGUCGUGCAAGGCCGAGGCCUCCUUGGUAGCGCUGACUGAUGCGGCGUUCGACAAGGACGAGGAGGUGCGCCGGCAGAUCUCCCAGUCGCUCUACGAGCUGGGCUGCCACAACCCGGAGCAGGUGCUGAGCUCCUGCUUUGACUUCCUGCUCAAGCACAGCCAGCUGGUGCAGGGACACCGCACCGUCAUCCUGCAGUGCAUGGAGCGGAUCGUCCGCGACACCAUCGGCCAGCUCGGCCCGCAGCUGGCCAAGAAGAUCGUCAACCUGGCCUCCGAGGAGAUGAUCAAAUCCAACGAGUCGGCCCUGGGCUGGAAGGAGGCGGCCAGCAACCUGCUGGUGGCCCUCGGCUCCCGGUUCACGGACGAGAUCCUGGAGGAGAUCCUGCAGAAGCUGCAGCCCGGCAUCCUGCCGCAGUUCUUUGUGGUGCAGACGCUGGCCAACCUCUCGGUGGCCAACGUGCAGGGCAUCGUGCCCUACCUGACCACCACCCUGCAGACCAUGCUGCCAAUGCUGCCCCUGAUCAAGCAGGACAACAUGCGGUGGGUGUUCACCUCGGCCCUGGGCCUGUUCAGCAAGAGCAUCCUCGAGUACCUGGAGACGGCCGACAAGGCCUCCAAGCCGGCCCUGACCAAGGAGGCCUUCGGGCCGGAGAUCUACGCGGCCUACAAGAUCCUGUUCGGCAGCUGGCUCCGCAACAAAGAUGCCAAGCUGCGGACGGCCAUCGUGGUAGCCCUCAGCUACAUGGUCCACCUUCUGCCCGCCGAGCACAUGGAGGAGGAGCUGCCCCGCUUCACCGCGGGCGUCCUCGCCCUCUACAAGAAGCGGUGCGAGGCCUUCCAUGUCACCGUGUGCCUGCGCAACAUCCUGGAGACGGCGGUGGAGGCUACCAGUCACGUGCCCGAGCUCCAGAUGGACAACCUGCUGCCCCAGCUCCACCACCAGAUCUGCGUGCCGGUCGACUGCCGGGACGAGCUGAGCGGCAAGAACCACCGCGAGGUGCUGCGGUGCUUCACCAUCCUCUCGCACGUCUCCAUCGACGGCCUGGUCAAGUUCCUGCUGCAGAAGCUGGCCAGCAACAGCGAGAAGGCGCGAAUCGGCACCCUGACCGUGCUGAACCACGUGGUGGGCAGCGGCUUCAAGGCCCUGGAGCCCAAGAAGGGGCUGAUCGUGAGCGGCAUGAAGCAGUCGCUGCAGGACAGCGACAACAAGGUGAAGAAGAUGACUGCCCAGGUCAUCAGCACCAUGGGCGAGCACGGUUACCUCCAGCUGGAAGGGGGCGCCACCCUGGUGGACUUCCUCAUCCAGCAGUGCACCCUGGCGCCCGAGGAAGGCCCCGUGCCACCCCAGGCCCAGGACCCCGACGAGGUGCGGGACGAGGACCUGAGGGAGCUGUGCGAGGGCAUCAUGAGCUUCCUGGUGACGCUGGACAAGAUGGAGGACGUGCUGUGGCCCUUCCUGAUGGAGUUUGUCACCCCCACCCAGCACACCAACGCCCUGGCGACAGUCUGCCGGAGCCUGGAGCACAUAGGGGCCCGCAAGCGGCGGCAGGGCCCGCAGUACGUCCUGCUCAACUACAACGAGCGGCUGGGCCUCCCCAAGCCCCACACCCUCCUGGCCCGUCUGCUGGCUGUGUCCGCCAUGCCCUAUGCAGGCCAGGGCCGGGGCCUAGCUGCCUUGGCGCUCCUGCAGGUGCUGAGCCCAAACAUCCACCUGGACGUGGUCAAGCUGUGGGACGAGGAGCUGCCCCAGCUGAUCCAGUUCCUGGCCGAGAACAAGCAGGACACCCUGCCCCAGAAGCUGUGGGAGGACAAGCUCUUCUUCUUCCUGUCCCGCACCCUGGAGACCAUCACCGACGAGAAGUGGACCUGGCAGCUGAGCGAGGAGAUGACCCGGCACAUCCACGGCUACCACAGCUUCCCCAAAGAGAAAGCCUUCCUCUACAAGUGCGUGGGCAUUGUCCUGGGCCAGACCAACAACAAAGACAUCAUCAACAACGAGCUGCAGGAGAUGCUGCUCAGCAUCCAGCACAAUGAGGCCCUGGAGCGCGAGGGCCUAGCUACAGGCAUCGGCUUCUGCGCCAUGACCCACCUGGACGACACCCUGGCCAAGCUGGACGACUUUGUCAAGAUGGACAUCGUGAAGAAAACGGCCAGCUUCUUCAACAUCCUGAGGGAGAAACUGGACGGCGACAUGGAGCGGGUGAAGAGCACCCUGAUCCUCUGCUACGGUUACGUGGCCCUCUACGCCCCCGAGAGCCUCAUCCUGCAGCGGAUUGAGGUCCACAUCCUCGACCACAUCAUCAGCCUCUCCAACACCAAGGUCCUGGGCAUCAAGGUGGAGACCAAGGACCUGAUGAUCAAGCUGACCCUGAUCAAAGCCGUGACGCUCAUCGCCAAGGCGGUCUACGCCAACAAGGGCAAGCACCUCUUCAAGUUCAACCGGCGCGAGGAGGUCCUCUCCUGCAUGCAGGACCUCAUCGCCGGCGAGUCUAAAGCCCACCUGAAGACCCGGGUCAGACAGUCGGCCAUCAACGCCUGCAUGCACCUCAUCAAGCUGGAUCCCCGGCUCAACGAGAUGGAGGCGGCGGAUCUGAUCAGGACCUGUCUGGAGGCCACCUUCAGCUUCCCGCCGCUGGACAGUGACAAGCGCAAGGACAACAGGAAGCUGAAGGAGCGCGAGCUGCUCCACACCGAGACCAUUGCCGCCUUGCACGAGCUCCUCAAGGAGUUCCUGAGCCAGGACCUGACCUCCGAGGGCCUGGAGUUCCUCUCCAAGCAGAUGCAGGACUGGCUGACCUCGAGCAAGGACCACGAGCGGGAGCGGGCGGUGGAUGCCACGCUGGUCCUGCUCAACUUCUACCGGGAGAAGUUCAAGACGGUCAACGUGAGCACCUUCCACAACCUGGGCAUGCUGGUGGGCCGCUUUGUACCCCGCUGUGCUGACCCGGUGCUGGCCAUCCGCUACAUGGCCAUGGACAGCCUCUGCACCCUCCUCUACAUCCAGGUGCGCUACGAGGGCUGCUUCCUGAACCAGCCGGACAACCUGGUGGACCACCUGCGCAACAUCAAGGAGCAACUCCAGAACCCCGACAGCCACGUCCUCUUCCAGAUCUGCUACGAUAUUGCCAAGGUCAUCUCCAGCAAGCUCCCCAGGAGCCAGCUGCACCCGCUUCUCUUCACCCUCUUCGAGGGGCUCUCGGACUACCACGCCACCUGUGCCAGCGCCACCUCGGUGGUGCUGAACACCCUGGUCAGGAAGCACGGCGAUGUCCUGAAGGACCACAUCCCCGAGACCCUCAACCACCUCCAGUCCCGCAUGCAGAGCAUCGCCCUGGAGCAGGUGAGGUUCUCCGUCAUCCACUUCAUCUCCAUCCUGACCUCCCAGUGCUUGCCCGGCGUCCUGUCCUAUCUCCUCUUCCGGCCCCUGCCCUACGACAAGUACACCAGCGCCGUGUGGCAGUCGCUGGCGCGGGAGGUCAAGCUGGCUGCCACCACCAUGGACUACCUGCUGAGCAAGAUCAACGACUACCUGUCCCACGAGGACCGCAAGAAGCCGCCCACCACAGGCACCUCGGAGACGGUGGCCGUCAUCUACGCCCUGAACGAGAUGAUCUCCAACCCUGAGUCGGUCGACGCGGUGAUGGACCUUUACCCCAAGCUGUUUGGCACGCUGCUUCUCUACCUCAGCUUCAUCGCCAGUGAGAAGAUGUCUGAAAUCCAGGGGAAGGGCACCUCCAAAAAGAAGAAGAUGUCUCUCCAGCUACAGAACGCCCCGAAUCUCAACAUCUGGGACUCCUCGCUGGAGACGCUCAAACUGAUGCUGAUGCGGGGCAAGACUGAAGAGGUGCUGGGCGCCAUGGAGGACGAGGGUGGCUGGGAGCUGAUGAAGAGCUCGGAGGACCACCAGCGGGGCGUGGCGCUCCUGGCCAAGGCGGCCACCAGGCACGGCGCCAUGUACCUGGUGGACACCGUCCACUUCCUGGUGCCCAUCCUCAACAACAUGCACGAGCACCAGCGGGUGGCGGUGGCUGCCUUCUUCAGCGAGCUGCUGAGCUCGCCCGUGGUGCAGGACCUGAAGGUGACCGAGACCCUGGUGGGCAGCCUGCUCCGGAGCCUGGACGACGUCUCGCCCACCGUCCACUGGCUCUCCCUCCGGGGCCUGGGCAAUCUGGCGGUGGGGGCCCCCGAGAAGAUCCCGCGCUACGCCGACAAGCUGCUGGCGGCCAUGGUGGGCAGCAUGGACGAGAAGACGGAGCUGAACGACCUGAUCGUCCUGGAGGCCAUGGCGGGCCUGUCCAAGGUGCUGGCCCAGCUCGACGAGGCCAGCCUGCGACCCAUCCUGGCCACAGUCACCGGGGCCGUCCAGCCCUUCUUCGAGAGCGAGAGCGAGAAGCUGAGGGCCGCCGCCUUCGGCGUCUUUGGCAACCUGGCCCGCUUCGGCGCCGGCAGCUCCGAGGCCGCCUUCCUGGAGCACGUCCACUCCAGCCUGGUCAGCCUGCUCCUCCACCUGAACGACAGCAGCCCCGAGGUCAGCCGCACCUGCAAGGCUGUCCUGCAGCUGGUGGGCCCUCACCUGUGCUCGGACAACCUCGGCGCCAUCUUCCGGACCGAGCUGCUGGAGCAAGCCAACCUGCGCUACUGGGAGUUCAUCGGCCAGCUCACCAAGCUCAUCGUCAGCGACUUCCCGGACAAGAUCAGCCUGUACCUCGCCAACAGCAUGUCCUUCUUCAAGAGCAUGCUCCCCGAGAUCCGGGGGAACGCUGUCAUCCUGGCCGGCUUCCUGCUGCAGAACCUGCCCAAGGAGUACGUGGACGCCAGCACCGAUGAGAAUGUGUGCGUGGCCAUCAUCAUGAUGCUCCACGACGUCUCACCUUGCGUCCGAAUCAAAGCCGCCAAGGUCUUGGGGCUCUGCCGUGGCCCUUAA
Messenger RNA from Carcharodon carcharias (great white shark), 4944 nucleotides. Its product is annotated as maestro heat-like repeat-containing protein family member 1. The record is from RefSeq and is a predicted model, not a curated record. Gene Ontology annotation, cellular component: cytoplasm. NCBI's taxonomy places the organism in Eukaryota, Metazoa, Chordata, Chondrichthyes, Lamniformes, Lamnidae. The transcript has a single exon. The coding region runs from base 1 to 4944 and encodes 1647 amino acids.